Molecule: messenger RNA, 4614 nt
Organism: Archocentrus centrarchus (flier cichlid)
Lineage: Eukaryota; Metazoa; Chordata; Actinopteri; Cichliformes; Cichlidae
Exons: 29
Coding region: 270-4451 (1393 amino acids)
Biological process (GO): monoatomic ion transmembrane transport
Cellular component (GO): membrane
Molecular function (GO): transmembrane signaling receptor activity; extracellular ligand-gated monoatomic ion channel activity
Source: RefSeq, a predicted model, not a curated record
UGGCACUGCUCAAGCACCAUUUUGUUUUUUAUUAUGUUUUUGCAUCAAAGAUGAUCAAAAAAAAAAAAAGCACAAAUAGUGGCUUCUGUAGACACUUUUUAUUGUAACAUUCGAUUUCAGUUCAGCGCUUUAUAAGCGGUGCUUUCCAGAUUAAGACGGAAGUCCGAGUUCCUAGUCGGAACGUUUUUCUGGAACUCGGAUUUCCCACUCGGAAGAAGUCGGAGCAACUCCACAUACUCCGAGAUAGUAAUCCAAGAUGUUGGCAGGACAUGAAAACAGGGCUCCUUCCAUCAGUCAACCCCACCCUGAUUGUUUUCUUCAGUAUCCUCAUGCCAGCUGUCUGCAGCACUUACAUGAUAAACUGCUCUCAGCCAACACAACCAGCCCUGCUGGAGGCUCUCUCUCCCGUCUUUCAAAUGAGCGAAGUUCGGCCUGUCCAGAAAAUGACAACAUGCACCAAUGUCAGCAUGUACUUCACUCUGUAUGGGAUUCUAGGAGUGAAUGAAAAGGCGCAACUCUUGACCACUUACAUUUGGACACAAUAUUGGUGGAUCAAUGAGUUCAUCAGUUGGGACCCACUUCAGUGUGGUACCAACUUAAUAUCUCUUCCCAGAACCCAACUGUGGACUCCAGAUAUUGUAAUCAAUGAAUUUAUGGAGGAAAACAAAGCACCUCCUGUUCCCUAUCUGUACCUGUACAGUGACGGUGAGGUGGAGGAUUCUAAGCCCAUCAGAGUUGUCAGCUCCUGUAACCUCAAUAUCUACACCUUCCCCUUCGACGUACAAAACUGCACUUUUACCUUCAACUCCUACUUGCACUAUGCGUUUGAUAUAAAGAUUUUUCUUGGAAGAUCUGCAGAAAAUAUUACACAGAUCUCCAAGAGUGUGAUGGCCACCAUGGGUGAAUGGGAACUACUGGAUAUCACCGCCCAGAAAUCCCAACAGAGCGAUAACACAACCGACUUUUAUUAUGAUGAGCUUGAAUUUCAUAUCAGAGUGAGGCGCCGGCCCACUAUGUAUGUGGUGAACCUCCUGAUCCCCAGCUCCUUUCUCAUCACAGUGGACCUCUUCAGCUUCCUUCUGCCUCCGCAGAGUGUGGACAGGUCUUCCUUCAAGAUGACCCUCAUCCUCGGCUACACCGUCUUUCUGCUCAUCAUGAAUGACCUGCUGCCUGUCACUGGAAACACCAUACCCCUCAUAAAUGUGUUCUUAUCUAUCUGCCUGACUCUGAUGGUGGCCAGUCUACUGGAAACCAUCCUCGUCACCAGCCUGCUGUGUGGGUCUGCUGACUUCCCUCCCGUCCCUCGCUGGAUCCGAGUCCUCGUUCUGCAACUUCUGGGCUUUCUUGUUUGCAUGCCACGAUUGAAAAAGAAACCAAGAGCUUCGGAAAUAGACCUUAGGACCAGGACUGUUGUGGCAAAUAUUGAAGCUUAUAGCAGCCCUCAAGAAAAAAAGGGGCAAACAGUGGAGGACAGGGCUGUGCAGGAGCUGAGGAAACUGGGCAAGGACCUCCAGGCCGUCCGCCUUCAGGUGGAGCAGCAGCUCAACAGGAGCGAAAGCUCAGAGGACUGGGUCCAGGUGGGUUUCAUCAUAGACCGCCUGCUGUUUGGCCUCUACAUCCUCUUCAUUACUGUCAGCUUCAUUACCAUCAUCAUUAUCUGGGUGAACUCAUACAAUCGCUCAUAUGUUGUGGAGAAACAACUACUACUUCACCACAUCAGGAACACAAUCUCACUCCCAACAAACAUCGUGGUUCUUCCACCAGGCAAGCCCACCAUGAUUUUUAUCGUCAGUAUCUUCAUGCCAGCUCUCUGCAGCGCUUACAUGGUGAACUGCUCUGCACCAACACAAACUGCCCUACUGGAGGCUCUCUCCCCAGUCUUUGAAAUGAGAAGCAUUCGGCCUGUCCAGAAAUCAACAACAUGCACCAAUGUCACCAUUUUCUUCACCAUGUAUGGGAUUCUAGGAGUGGAUGAAAAGGCUCAACUCCUCAUUACUUAUAUUUGGCUACACUUUUCUUGGAUCAAUCAGUUCAUCAGUUGGGACCCAGUUCAGUGCGGUAUCAGCAUGAUAUCUCUACCCAGAACCAAAUUUUGGGCUCCAGAUAUUGUAAUCAAUGAGUUUAUGGAGGAAAACAAAGCACCUCCUGUUCCCUAUCUGUACCUGUACAGUGACGGUAAGGUGGAGGAUUCUGAGCCCGUCAGAGUUGUCAGCUCCUGUAACCUCAAUAUCUACACCUUUCCCUUCGAUGUACAAAACUGCACUUUUACCUUCAACUCCUACUUGCACUAUGGGUUUGAUAUAAAGAUUUUUCUUGGAAGAUCUGCAGAAAAUAUUACACAGAUCUCCAAGAGUGUGAUGGCCACCAUGGGUGAAUGGGAACUACUGGAUAUCACCGCCCAGAAAAACAAUCAUAACAAGACUUAUGAUGAGCUUGAAUUUCAUAUCAGAGUGAGGCGCCGGCCCACUAUGUAUGUGGUGAACCUCCUGAUCCCCAGCUGCUUUCUCAUCACAGUGGACCUCUUCAGCUUCCUGCUGCCUCCACAGAGUGUGGACAGGUCUAACUUCAAGAUGACCCUCAUCCUCGGCUACACCGUCUUUCUGCUCAUCAUGAAUGACCUGCUGCCUGCCACUGGAAACACCAUACCCCUCAUAAAUGUGUUCUUCUCUAUCUGCCUGACUCUGAUGGUGGCCAGUCUACUGGAAACCAUCCUCGUCACCAGCCUGCUGUGUGGGUCUGCUGACUUCCCUCCCGUCCCUCGCUGGAUCCGAGUCCUCGUCCUGCAACUUCUGGGCUUUCUUGUUUGCAUGCCACCAUUGAAAAAGAAACCAAGAGCUUCUGAAAUAGACCUUAGGACCAGGACUGUUGUGGCAAAUAUUGAAGCUUAUAGCAGCCCUCAAGAGACAAAGGGGCAAUCAGUGGAGGACAGGGCUGUGCAGGAGCUGAGGAAACUGGGCAAGGACCUCCAGGCCGUCCGCCUUCAGGUGGAGCAGCAGCUCAACAGGAGCGAAAGCUCAGAGGACUGGGUCCAGUGCUGCCCGCCGAAAGUCAGGCCUUCUAAGGUUCUAAUCAUCUUCAUCUCUCUGCUCAUGCAUGCUCAGUGCAGCUCCACCAUGCUGCACUGCUCUAACCCUGAUACAGCUUCACUGCUGGAGGCUCUUAAGCCAGUCUUCAACCUGAGCACCAUUCGGCCUGUGGUGAAUAUGACAACCAUCACUAACGUCAGCAUUUACCUAACCGUGUUUGCCAUUUUGGGAGUGGAAGAGAAAGAGCAACUCCUCACAACGCUUCUCUGGGAAGGUUUGAACUGGGGAAAUGAAUUUACCAUGUGGGACCCAGAAGAGUGCGGUACUACACUGAUAUCAGUUCCGAGAGCAAAUCUCUGGGUACCAGAUGUUGUAAUCAAUGAAUUCAUGGAUGAAAACACAGCUCCAUUUGUCCCAUAUACCUACCUGUUUUCUAAUGGCCUCGUGAGUGAUUCACAGCCUGUCAGAGCCAUCACUUCCUGCAGGCUUGAUAUCUAUUUGUUUCCAUUUGACAUCCAGAACUGCACUUUAACUUUCAACUCAUACACACUCAAGAGUAAUGCUCUGCAGCUUGACAUGCCACAAACUGCAGAGAUGAUUUUUGAAUACUCUAAAUCAGUGAUGGCAACUAUGGGUGAAUGGGUAUUAACUGGAAUUGCUGCAAAUAAACACACACUACCGUCUACUGCAAUGGGCUUUUAUGAUGAAAUUUGCUUCAGUCUUUCACUGCGCCGCCAGCCAACAAUGUACGUAGUGAACCUCCUGCUCCCUAGCUGCUUCCUUAUCUCUGUGGACCUCUUCAGCUUCAUCUUGCCUCCCGGUGAUGUUGACCGGUCCUUAUUCAAGAUGACGCUCAUCCUGGGCUAUACUGUCUUCCUGGUCAUAAUGAAUGACCUGCUGCCUAUCACUGGAAAUGGCAUACCUCUCAUAAAUGUUUUCCUGUCUCUUUGCCUGACUAUGAUGGUGGCCAGUCUACUCGAAACCAUCAUCGUUACAAACCUCCUACACGGUUCCUCUCACUAUUUUCGAGCUCCUCGUUGGAUCAGAAUGCUUGUUCUUCAAAUCCUGGGUCGACUAGUGUUCCUUCCUCCAAAGCCCAGAGACAAAGAGGACACAGUAAUCCAAAAUCGGGCCACACAAGAAAUGACAGUCGGCUCUCCGGUGACAGAGGAAAGUGAGACUCUGGAGCAGAAGGGAUCGCUGAGUGAGGAUGAGGCCCUGCAGGAGCUGAGGAGCCUGAGCAGGGACCUCCAGGCCAUUCGCAUUCAGGCAGAGCAGCACCAGAAAAAAAGUCGGAGCACAGAGGAAUGGAUCCAGAUAGGUUUCAUAAUAGACCGGCUGCUAUUCAUGGUUUACAUAAUCUUCAUAACGGUCAGCUUCGUUACCAUUGUCAUCAUCUGGGUACAGUCGUACAAGGCAGCCUAAUUUAACUUUCUAGCUUGUCUGUUUUUUUAAACCCUUUGCAUCCAUUUUUUGUUUUAAAAUAUUUAACAUCACACCCUUGAAAUGUUCUACCUUUCAUUAACUAUCAUUCAAUGCAUGCUUUGCUGUAUUAUUAUUUAUCACCCCAAAAAAAACAGUAUUCUAA